This is a messenger RNA of Xenopus laevis (African clawed frog), 1838 nucleotides long. Its product is annotated as synaptogyrin-3. The record is from RefSeq and is a predicted model, not a curated record. Bases 266 to 949 code for a protein of 227 amino acids. NCBI's taxonomy places the organism in Eukaryota, Metazoa, Chordata, Amphibia, Anura, Pipidae. The transcript has 4 exons.
GAGGGAGGAGGUGCUUGUGUCAAGCUCAAUACAGUAGCACGGACUGGCAGAGAAUAGGGAGAGACUGAGAGUGCUGGGAGGAGGAGGAGGCAGACAGGCAAGGGUGAGGGACUGAGAAGGAAAGGGAAAAUAACAGACAGACUAGGACAAACCAGACAUUGGCACAGUGAACUGAAAGGGCAGGGGGUUGUUUGUGCAGGUGCAGGUUGGGCUGAGCAGGGACAGAAAUCAGACAGACAGUGGGGUCAGUGUUGACAGACAAGACAUGGAAGGAGCCUCAUUUGGCGCUGGCCGGGCAGGUGGAGGAUUUGAUCCUGUGGAAUUCCUGAAGCAGCCCCAGACCAUCCUGAGAAUCAUAUCAUGGGUGUUCUCCAUUGUGGUUUUUGGUUCAUUAGUGAACGAGGGAACAAUUAACGUGGAAACCCCUGAGCUCUAUUGCAUCUAUAACCAAAAUGAUGACGCCUGCAACUACGCCAUCACUAUCGGAGUCGUCGCUUUCUUCGCGUCCACCGGCUUCUUCGUUCUGGAUAUCUACUUCCCGCAGAUCAGCAGCGUGAAGGAUCGGAAGAAAGCGGUGAUGAUCGAUAUGGGAUUCUCAGCGGUAUGGACCUUCCUGUGGUUUGUGUCAUUCUGCUUCCUGUCUGACCAAUGGCGGAAGACGUCUUAUCCAGUGCACCAAGGAGCUGACGCCGCCAGGGCCGGAAUUGUUUUCUCCUUCUUCUCUAUCUUCUCCUGGUGUGCACUAGCGGUGAAAGCAAUGCAGAGAUACCGUCUAGGAACCGACAUGUCCCUGUUUGCCGGGGACCAGAUUGGAUCUGCGCCCAACGCCGGAUACCCAGGGUACCCAACAGGCAGCGGGAUUGAGAGCACCACAGACACCUAUCAGAGCCCUCCUUUUACCGAGAACAUGGACUCCAGCACAAAGGGCUACCAAGUGCCGUCUUACUGAAGCCGAAGAGGAACGCGAGGAUGUUUGGCUACAGAAGGAGCAGCUGUGCUGAUGGGAGGGAAUCGGCUGAAAACUCAAGUGUUCUACUUUCUAGAUGUGAUUUCCAGUGCUGGGUGAUUUGUUCUAUUAGCUAGAUGUACAGUCCACUCUGUACAGUGGUCUCGAUUGCUUGUGUGUGAUAUCUUCAAAGGGGUUUAAAAAUACAGUGUUCUCUCUAAGGCCUGUCAUUGGCAGAAGCUCUUUGCUGCCCUACUGGUUUGCAAAUGGAUUCUUCCUGCAGAUACCUCUUAUAAAGCCAAUAUUUUAGCCAGGAAGGAAUAUAAAAUAAUAAUAAUAUAUUGUUCAUCUAAACAUCAUCUAAACAUCUCCCUCCCCCCACGCAUCCAUUAUUUUUAUUUUAAAAGGGCCACUAUACCCUUAGGUGUUCCUACAGAAUUGCAGUUAAUAGAGGGCAGGACCUAAGCGAUAGGGCUACAAGAGAACAAGGGGGGGUUUCUCUGCUAUUAAAAAUGCCAGGAAUGGUUUGGCUAGCCCCACCGCCAAUGAUACCCUGAAUUUCUAUGCCAUGCCCCUUUCGGGGUGCCCGGCUAUAACACAACCAGGGAGGACUAUGGGAGGUGAUCAGGACGUCAGCCUGACGCUCAGUAAACAAUGAACUUGCCAGCUGAGCCAGUGCCACCUUCAUAGAAGCUUGUGGGCAAUACAGCAAAAGCAAACUACUCACACUGACGGUAUAGGGGUCCUUUUAACAAUACCCAGAAUCAUGAAUUAGGGAUUUACUGGUCUUCCAUUUCCAUCAUCUGGAAUUCCCAUUCUCGUAUUCACUAGAUUGUUUACAUGUUCCAAACGCCAAGCAGUAACAUAAUACAUUCGGCACCCAAGGAACCAA